AUGGCUUUUAUGUUAUAUGUUGAAUUUGAUGCUAGCUCAGAAUUAAUAGCUACAAAGAUGCUUGAAAAUUUAGCACGUAUGGCUAAUAUUGUACAUCGUGAUCAUUCCGACGUAUAUACAUAUGUAUUUCGAUAUGCACAUGAAUCAAAAACUAAACUUAUUUUUACUGAGUUAUAUGCUAAUGAACAAGUAUUUCUUGAACAUUCAAAUGAUGCCGAAUUUCGUAAACUUUAUCAACGAACUUUUAAUGGUACAACAGGUAACAGUGGAAAAGAAUUAUGUAUUAGACAAGAUAUUAAUAAUCCAUUAUUACCAAUAACUGCAAAUAUACUUGAUAAUUAUUUACAUGUUACCUAUGUUUCUCUUCAGCAAGGUUUUUUAUAUCGAAAUAUAACUGGUGAAAUGAAUGGAUGUCUUCUUAUUGUAUGUAAAGGUUGUGGUGAACAUGUUUAUGAACAAUUAAAUAUACUUGUUAAUUGUGUUACAUGUGUAACAUUUGAAGAAUCAGAUAGAAGUAGACAAUUAAUUGCUAUUAUUGCGCAAAUUCCUAACGAAAAAAUACCAAUUACAAAUGAUAAACCAUCAAUUGAUACAAUGGAAUUAGUUUGUUCACAUGAAGAAAUUAUUCAAAAAUUCAAAGAUAUAAUUAAUGAUCAUUUUCAAAUUCAAUCUUUACAAGUUCAAACAAAUUUUAGUGGUUAUAUUUAUCAUAAAUUUCUAUAA
Molecule: messenger RNA, 723 nt
Organism: Rotaria sordida
Lineage: Eukaryota; Metazoa; Rotifera; Eurotatoria; Philodinida; Philodinidae
Source: the annotation of a GenBank genome assembly